This is a messenger RNA of Ostrinia furnacalis (Asian corn borer), 1356 nucleotides long. RefSeq lists its product as uncharacterized. The record is from RefSeq and is a predicted model, not a curated record. Lineage: Eukaryota; Metazoa; Arthropoda; Insecta; Lepidoptera; Crambidae. The coding region runs from base 115 to 1011 and encodes 298 amino acids. Gene Ontology annotation, biological process: DNA catabolic process. The transcript has 3 exons. Gene Ontology annotation, molecular function: 3'-5'-DNA exonuclease activity; nucleic acid binding. Gene Ontology annotation, cellular component: cytoplasm.
UUCAAAGAUUUUGAGGAUUUUUAAAGAAUUGGACAUACCUACGUAAUAAGAUAAUCAGAUGAAGUCGUACUCGAGAACUCAGUGAAAAUAUUAUUACAGACGUAAAGCUCAGCAAUGGCUAAGAUUGAGAGUUACGUGUUCUUCGAUAUAGAAACGACAGGGCUACCUUAUCAAGAGAAGAAUCAAACGAAAAUAACUGAACUAAGUUUCGUUGUAGCCUCACAGAAAGAUAUUAUUGCUACACCACAUGGUACUUUGCCGCCGGUCAGUAAGCUUACCUUAGUUUUCAAUCCUGAGCGUCCCAUUCAUGUUGAAGCAGUAAAAUUGAAUGGCCUGUCCAAUGAUUUACUCCAGCAUGCUCCAGUAUUUAAACAGAAAACUGGUACAAUAGUCACAUUCUUGAAGCAACUUACAAAACCUGUAUGUCUGGUUGCACACAAUGGGAAUCGUUUUGAUUUUAAAAUACUUCUGACUGAAUUCUGUGAUGCAAAUAUGUUUUUGCCAGACGAUUUAUUGUGUGUAGACUCCUUGACAGGUUUUCGGAAGAUUCUGGCAAUGGAGAAGGUGACUAAAGCACUAGUGCCUAAACCUCCGCCAAUUGAGCUAGGUUUAGAUUUGUUAACAGAUGAUGAAGAUGAAUGGCCCCAACUGAAUGUAAGCACUGAAGAAUGGAAAGAUAUUGAUGAAAUAUGUGACAGCUUGUCUGAUAUUUCAUGUGAAGAUAUAACUGAAGUUAAGAAAAAGACUCAAUAUGGAGUGAAAAAGCCAAACAGGAGUAAAGUCAUAGAUAAAGUUUUUAGUAAGACUAAUAAUGGUAAAACAUAUAAUUACUCAUUGAGUUCUCUUUACCAAAGACUGUUGAAUAAGGAACAACAUUCUCAUCAUAGAGCAGAAGGUGAUUGCUGUAUGCUUUUGGAAUGUGUGAUCGCCUGUAAGGAUGCCUUUAUCCCUUGGGCUGAUGAUUCAUGUAGAAAAUUAUCAGAGAUUGAACCUCUCAUACGCAAGUAUUGACUGAUUUUUUAUUGACUGAUUGAUUAUUUCCAUUUAAAUUAUGCAUCAUUUUAUAUUUUUACCCUAAUAUUUUGUGUUAUUUCUAUUCAUCAUUACUUUUGUAAUCUGUUAUAUUUUAAAUGCGACAGAAACUUAGUUCUUAAUUAUGUCUAAUGUGCCUUUAUUAAUAUUAUAGAUAUUUAUUUAAUUUAAGAAAAAUAUAAUACCCUAUUUGGUAGGUAUUGGUGCUUUUAUUACCUAGUGUAAGAAAAUAAUAGUAUUUACAAAACAUUGACAUUGUAAUUCUUUUUCAUUAUGUUUUCAAUUAUUGUAAGCUUUGAUUAUGUGAUAUUAAAUACAAAAAUU